Drosophila navojoa is the source of this 2007-nucleotide messenger RNA. RefSeq names its product modular serine protease (gene modSP). Lineage: Eukaryota; Metazoa; Arthropoda; Insecta; Diptera; Drosophilidae. Gene Ontology annotation, molecular function: serine-type endopeptidase activity; protein binding. The record is from RefSeq and is a predicted model, not a curated record. Gene Ontology annotation, biological process: proteolysis.
UGUAUUUUUUUAUAUAGUUAAUUCUUAGAAUUUUAACAUGCUAUUGAAGCAGCUAAAGUCAUAUUUACUAUGCAUCUGCGCGGCUCUGUUAAGCUUUAGUGCAAGGUCAGUGUAUGGCGCCUGCGGAGCCAUCCAAUUCGAGUGUGAUAACGGCAGCUGCAUUUCGAAAUUCGAGGUAUGCGACGGAACCAAGAACUGCCCAGAUGGAUCGGACGAAACGGGCCUCAUCUGUGUGUCGCAGCGAAAUCAGUGCACUAAACCCUACUUCGCGUGCAGUUACGGCGCAUGCGUGAUCGGCACGGCACCCUGCAAUGGCAUUGUUGAGUGUGUCGAUGGCUCGGACGAGACGGUUAUGCUCUGCGGCUCAAGUGACGACAAGCGACAGCUUGAGUCAAAAUUGAGGCAAAACUGCAAGGACGAGGAGAUGAAGUGCCCCAAUGGCAUAUGCCUUGAGAAGAGCAUGUAUCUGUGUAAUGGCUACGACGACUGUGGUGGCGGCUAUGACGAGUCGGUCGAGUUUUGCGGACACAUCGAGUGCCCGGGCUAUGCCUUUAAAUGUGCCAGCGGCGGCUGCAUCGCCGGCGAUCUUACUUGCAAUGGCAAAGCAGAUUGCUUCGACAAUUCCGACGAGGCGCCGCUGCUCUGCAACACCUCAUCAGUAACGACCCAGCCAACGCUCGUACUGCCCACGGACCUGACCGGUUGCCCAUUGCCUCAGGGCGAUGAGCAGCCCAUAUUGAAGGAUAAGUACGGCACUUAUCUAAAGCCGCCUAUUAUCAGGGAAACGGUCUUCUUCUCCUGCAAGCCCGGAUACGUUUUGGAGGGCGCGGACAAGAGCCGUUGUGCUAAUCAUCAGUGGAGCCUCGACGUGGUGCCGAAAUGCGUGAAAUAUUGCGACACUUGGCGAGACUCUGAGGGCCGCUCCAAGAACCUGCUCUAUGGGUACUCGACUUACCCCACUUGCACAUAUGAGGGACAAGCGGUCAACUGCACCGCACGCUACCAUCCGCCUGGCACCGAGGUGACUUUCAUCUGCGCUACCGGCUUCAGAUCGAGCAGCAUACUGACACUGCCGCCUAUGAAGUGCUUGGCCGGCGGCUACUGGAGUCGUCAGCGCGUACCCUGCGCUCGGGAGUGUGGCCUGAUUGCGACACCUAUCAAACAGUUCUCAGCCAACGGAUAUUCUAUCAACAACACGGUGGUGCCAUGGCACGUCGGCAUUUACGUCUGGCACAACGAGAAGGACUACAAUUUCGUCUGUGGUGGCUCCCUGCUCACCCCCGACCUGGUGAUCACGGCUGCCCACUGUGUGUACAGCGAGGUGACCAGGCAUAUUUACAAUGUUGACACGUUUCGUGUGGUUGCCGCCAAGCUGUACAGAGGCUACAAUGAUGUCACCAAUGAGGAUAAGAGGCGGGACGUUGAGUCGAUUAUGGUUGCUCCUGAAUAUAAGGGCCGGGAAGAUAAUUACAAAAACGAUAUAGCCCUGAUCAUGCUGAGCGAGCCAUACAAGCUGAGCAAUGUCAUUCGACCGGUGUGUGUGGAGUUCUUCAGAUUUGCCGAAAAGGAGACCAUCAAUAACGACGUGCAGGGCCAGUUUGCUGGCUGGAAUUUUAAGGACAAGCGCGAGCUGCAGUUUGUACCAGCUAAAUCGCAAAUGAACUCCGUAUGCCAGGCCAGUCUGUAUGACAUUAGUCCUGAUAAGUUCUGCAUGUAUACCCAGGGUAGAUCCCUGGCCUGCCACGGCGACAGCGGAGGCGGAUUCACGGCAAAGCGAGAGAUGCUCGAAGACGCUCGACAGACGUUCUCACGCGAUCGGUUCCGCCACUACCUGUACGGCGUCAUCAGUAGUGCUCCAAAUGCCGGACAGUGUGCCGAGAGCCUGACAACACUGACAAAUAUCCAACACUUUGAAAGCAUGAUUAAAACAGCCAUGCAGAAGAGUUUUGAUGUCUACGCUUAGUCCUGAACUCAUUGAGCUUAGAUAUUAAACAAGUAAGAAGACUC